UGUUAAAAAGCCUGUGAACUGUUUACCAGGCUUCACACACACAAUCUAACGGCUGGAGCUCAAAGCCCAGAAGGUGUAAAGGUUAACCCCAAAUGCAACUGUGCACCCUGCAUCCUGACAACCGAGGGAUUAUUUGCAAGGAAUUCUGCUCUUUGCCAUCACAGCUUUCGCACUUUGGGAUUACAGACCAUACGGAUCCUUAAACCGCUACAUCAGUCAGAACAAAACGGAUGUCAGUGUGGUGGUUAGAGAUGGGAGAGGGUCUGGGGCCUCUCUCCCCUGUAGGAUGGUAGCCGACGGCACGGUCGAAGGCCAUGACAAGACCCGCUUGUCAAGCUUGUCAUCAUCAUCAUCCUCAUCCUUGUCUUCCUCCUCCUCCUCAACACUUCGCACCGAAGUGGAGCAGCUUCAGCGUCAAGCCAAUCAACACCGUAGAACGCCCUCCGUCUAUCUGACUCACUUUCCGACGUUCACCUGCAAGGAGGACUGCAGAAUCAUCACAGACACAGCGUCCAAGCUCGAGCGCUGCGGCUUCUACUGGGGUCCCCUGGGAGUGGAGGACGCUCACCGCAUGCUUCGGGACGCCCCGCUCGGCAGCUUCCUCAUCCGUGAUAGCCGUCAGAAAGACGUCUUCUUCACGCUGUCCUACCACGCCAAGACGGGACCGGUCAGCGUGCGCAUUGACUACAAGCGCCAGAAGUUCUCACUAGCGGGCAACCUGCGGUCUUUCCAAACACUCUUUGCCCUCUUGGAGCAUUACAUCAAUUCUCCUAAGAAGAGCUUGAGCGUCCCUUACAGGAAAUGGGAACCGACGCUGCAGGAGCUGUGCAGGAAGCGCAUCUUGGAGCUGUGUGGAGGGGCAAGCCAGGUUCCAGAGCUGCCGCUCACACAUGUCGCCCAAGACUUUCUGUUGGAAUUCCCUUACAAACUGUAACCAGCUUACCAUACAAACUGUUGACAGUAUUAUUUAUAAUUUCAAGAAGGUCGCCCUUACCAAGUAACAGCAAGGGAUUGGUAAAGCCUGUCUGCGACUCAGUGGAGAUUGAGACUGCUGUGAUAUGGUUACAGGGAAAACCCUUUGAGCUGAAAAGCUCCCAAAUGCUCGAAAAGGGAGAAGACGUUAGCAGUCGAGUGCAGACAGCCUCCAGCUGGAGUGGGUUUGUGGCUGACAUUUCAACAUAUAUUACCUCUAGAGACUCAACUCCCAGUUUCACAUGGACAGAGCACCUGUUGCUCUUGAGGAAGUAUGAAAAGUUGGGAUGUGCUGCAUUAAAAGAAAACUACAGACACAACAGAGCUAUUUUAGAGAUGAAAGAACCGGUGGGCUCGCCUGUGAAUGCCGCCGUUCCACUGGAAACUGUAGUCCAACAUAAAUAUUAUCCAAGGACGUUAAGAGAGCGGACAUUUAGACGCAUGGAGGGAUGGCGGAGGGUACUGUUGCCAUGCCACAAGGGAGAUAUAUUUUUGUAGCAGGUUUAAAUACUCUAAUAAUGUGGAAUGUUUACAUCACACAUGAAUGUCAAUCAGCACUGACUCUCGAACUGUCAUCUGUCUCAUUCUUGAAAACCCAACGGAGGAUGUCAGUGUCGAAGACAGGCCUCAAACACAUGUACUGUAACUCUUAGCUCUCCUGUCUCCCUCACAAAGCUCACAUGUGAGAGUUUCGUGACUGAAUUGAACAUAUUUUUUUAACAUGUCUUAUUAUUCUAUUUUAAAUAAAGUAUUUA
Messenger RNA from Pundamilia nyererei, 1727 nucleotides. It is a transcript of the gene socs1a, whose product is annotated as suppressor of cytokine signaling 1a. Lineage: Eukaryota; Metazoa; Chordata; Actinopteri; Cichliformes; Cichlidae. Gene Ontology annotation, cellular component: phosphatidylinositol 3-kinase complex. Gene Ontology annotation, molecular function: 1-phosphatidylinositol-3-kinase regulator activity. The transcript is spliced from 2 exons. The record is from RefSeq and is a predicted model, not a curated record. The coding region runs from base 287 to 934 and encodes 215 amino acids. Gene Ontology annotation, biological process: phosphatidylinositol phosphate biosynthetic process; intracellular signal transduction.